CACUUUUUCAGUCACUUAACCCCAUUCCAUGAUUUAUUUCAAAAUAGAAUUUAAAACAAAAAAUCUGACUUUAAUUGGUAACAUGUGGUAACAUUGAUUUAGUUUGAGUUGAGAGUUUAAUUCAUAGAUAACUCAAAAUAUCACCAAUCAUGCAUUAAAUUUAAUUUUUUUUUAUUUUAAAUUUGAGUUAUCAUGUAUUAUGGUUGAAUUACAAUUUUGAUUUACACCCUUUGUAAAAUUGUUAAACCAAAACUUAAUGCAACAUCAUGAUCAAUCCAAUGUUUUAGGAUUUGAGUUACAAUUAUAAUUAAAGUUUCUGUCUAAAAUACAAAGUGAAUAAUAAAUCUGAAACACUCUACCUCCGCGUACGAAAACUGUUAUACGUUUUGGAAUUUUUUUGUUUGUAAAUAAAAUAUUAUUUGUAUUUCCAAAACCACCAUAGCAAUAUCUUAUUCUUAUUUCUGGAAAUAUUUUUAAUAAUAUUAUAUACUUCACAUCAUUUUGUGUUAAUCAAAUAUUUUUUUAUUCUCUUUCUUGUUCCUAUUUUUGAAUUAUUAAAUUAUUAUCUUACAUAAUCUUAUUAGUUGUAGAUUUUAUUUGGAUUGAAAAUUUAUAAAUUAUUUUGUUAUUGAUAUCGGAUAAAUAAUAUCAUCAGUAAGUUUAGUUCUUAGAAAAAUAUAUAUUGCAGCUUAUCUUUUGUUAAAAUUUAUUUUUAUACAUAUUAAAAAUAAUUUUAUUAUUUAUUUUAUUUUAAAUAGGUUAAUAGUUUUUGUUAUUAAUAAUAAUUCAUUAUUAUAUGUUUAUAUUUAUAUUUAUUUUAUUGAAAAUUAUACUGUAAAUUAUACAUCAAAAAGGUUACAAGUCAUCAGUUUUACUAAAAUAGUAACUCUAAUUUUUACUGCAAAACUUACCACAUAAAGUUACAGUUUUUACCACAUAAUUUUUACUGCAAGUUACAUCGAAUUGUAAUACAUAUUGCAACUCGACUUCAAUGCUACAUGUCAUCAAUUAGAACCUAAGUAUAUUCCAUUUUAUGCUGUAUAAUGAAAUAAAUAUGGAUUUAUUCUAUGGAAUAAUCAUUUUAUUGUUACUUCAUUAUUCUAUUUUCCACUCAAUUUGUGGAGUAUGGUUCAAAUAAAUUCAAUUCCAUUUUGGAGUGAAAACUAAAGUUUGACAUCCAUGUAGUAGAGCAUUUCCAAUAAAAAAGAAAUCUAUUUUUCUCCGAAAUAGAAUAAUUUUAUAUUGGAAUUGAAUUUGUUCCAACCAUAUUCUAUUUUUGGAACGAAAAUUGAAAUAAUGAACAAAAAAUAAAAUGAUUGUUUCAUUUAUAGAGUAAACAUUCCAUUAUAAAGUGGAAAAUGAAAUUGAAUUUGUUCCAAACUCCAUUUUGAAGUAAAUUAUGAAGUAUGAAUAGAGAUGCUCUUACAAGAUUAAGAUUAUCCUUUUUGAUAAUGAUUUUUUUGUUUCUUCUGAUUCAACAUUAUUCAUUGGUUUAGUUUGGUUUACUUAUAAACCAACUCCAACUCUACCAUUACAGAAAUUAGAAAACCAAAUCAACCGUUGGAAAAAUAUUAAGAGAAGAAAACAUAGCAGUUUCUCAAAACAAAACCACCAUUUUUCUUCUUUCGCGUGUCCGAUUAAGAAAGAGAGAUGGAUCACGCGAUGUUAAUUGCUCUUAUAAUCGCCGCAGCUUUCCUCUUUGUAUUCAACAAAGUGGACGGAGUCCAGAUCUUGUCUAAAUCAAAGCUAGAAAAGUGUGAGAAGACAAACGAUUCAGGAAACCUCAACUGCUCAACUAAAAUCGUCUUGAAUCUCGCUGUCCCCAGUGGAUCCAGCGGAGGAGAGGCUUCGAUUGUAGCCGAGAUCGUCGAAGUGGAAGAUAAUUCGAGUAGCAACAUGAAGACCGUACGUAUCCCACCGGUUAUCACAGUGAACAAAUCAGCAGCAUAUGCUCUCUAUGACCUAACUUACAUUAGGGAUGUGCCUUAUAAACCUCAAGAGUUUCACGUUACCACUCGAAAGUGUGAGCCAGAUGCUGGACCAGAUAUCGUUGGAAUAUGCGAGAGGCAAAUAUCUUUCUUUACGAUAUAUAUAGUUCUUUCUUGUUUAGCUUUAACGGUAAAUACUUAUCGGAACAGGCUGCGUGAUGACAAAGGUAACGUUCUGGUGCAGACUCAGCCUGUCUGUUGUCCAUGUGGACCACAAACAAGAGUUCCUUCAUCUUGUGGAGACAUAUUUGAGAAGUUGAUAAAAGGGAAAGCAAACACUGCGCAUUGCCUUCGUUUCCCUGGUGACUGGUACCACGUUUUCAGCAUUGGACAACGGUCUCUAGGGUUUAGCGUGCGUAUUGAGUUGAAGACAGGAACUAGAGUUUCAGAAGUGAUCAUUGGUCCUGAAAAUAGAACAGCUACUGCAAAUGAUAACUUCCUCAAGGUUAAUCUCAUAGGAGACUUUGCUGGUUACACAAGUAUUCCUUCUUUUGAGAACUUCUAUCUUGUAAUCCCAAGAGAGGUGGCGGCAGAGGGACAGCCAGGGAACUUAGGUGGAAACUACUCAAUGUGGAUGCUGCUUGAGAGAGUGAGAUUUACAUUGGAUGGCAUAGAGUGUGACAAGAUCGGUGUUGGCUAUGAAGCUUAUAACAACCAACCAAACUUCUGUUAUGCACCAUAUUGGAGUUGCUUGCAUAAUCAACUUUGGAACUUCCACGAGGCAGAUGUGAACCGGAUAAACCGCCACCAGUUUCCUUUGUAUGGACUGGAAGGAAGAUUUGAGAGGAUCAAUCAACAUCCAAACGCAGGGCCUCAGUCGUUCUCUAUAGGAGUCACGGAAACGCUCAACACAAAUCUAAUGAUCGAGCUAAGAGCUGAUGAUAUUGAAUAUGUUUUCCAAAAGAGCCCUGGUAAGAUCAUAAACAUCGCAAUACCGACUUUCGAGGCACUAAAACAAUUUGGAGUUGCUGCAGUCACAACCAAGAACACCGGUGAAGUAGAAGCAUCUUAUAGCUUAACGUUUGAUUGCUCCAAAGGUGUGGCUUUCGUUGAGGAGCAAUUCUUCAUUAUAAAACCAAAUGAUGUUACAACUCGAUCUUUUAAGCUGUACCCUACCAAAGAUCAGGCUGCAAAAUAUAGAUGCACAGCUAUACUAAAGGAUUCUCAGUUCAACGAAGUAGACAGAGCCGAGUGCCAAUUCAGCACGACAGCUACCGUACUUGACAAUGGAACUCAGGUUACUAAUCCGUUUCAAAUUCCAGAGACUCUCCCUAAAGGUUUCUUUGAAUCGAUUAGGCUAAUAUGGACCAAACUAGUGAAUGGUUUAGUCGAUUUCAUCACCGGAGAAUCUUGCAGAAACAAAUGCUCGAGUUUCUUCGACUUCAGCUGCCACAUUCAAUACGUUUGCUUGAGCUGGAUGGUUAUGUUCGGCCUCCUCCUCACUCUCUUCCCUACCACUUGUGUCCUUCUCUGGCUCUUGCACCAAAAGGGACUCUUUGAUCCUUUAUACGACUGGUACGAAGAUCAUUUUGAUUCAGAUCAUCAUAGGUUAUUAUUACAACAAACCAGAGAAAUCGCCUUAAACCACCGCCAUCAUCAUCGUCGUCCUCAUCAUCACCAGCAUCGCCAUGGUGUCAACACGCAUAAUCACCACCAUCGUCGUAGAGUAAACCACAGACACAAACACCAUAAUCAUGGGCAUGAUGAUGACGACGAUGUUUUGCAGAAGAUUCUUGAACGUGACCACAAUGACUCUCACUAUUACCAAAAUCUUCGCCGAGUCCACAAAGAUGGCAAGCAGAAGCAGCGUAGGCGAGGAGAGAAGCACGGGAUCGUCGUGCCAUCUGAUGUGGACGUGGACAGACGGAGGAAAGUGAGGCAAAGGGAGGGGAGUUAAAAGAGAUAUCGUCUAUCCUCUAAACAUUAUGGCUUUUAUUCAUAACAUGUGGUAUUAUUGAUUUAGUUUGAAUUAAGUAUAAUUUACUGAUAAUUUAAAAAUGCUAUCAAUCAUGCAUUAAGUUUAUUUUGUUUGAUUUUAAGUUUAACUUAUCAUGUAUUAUAGUUGUGCUACAAUUUUGAGUUAAAUCUUUUAUAAAAUUAUUAACCCAAAAUUUAAUGCAAGCAAAACUCCAUGUUUUGGAAGUUGAGUUAACGUUUUAAUUGAAUUUUCUUUUCU
Messenger RNA from Brassica napus (rape), 4164 nucleotides. Its product is annotated as protein HAPLESS 2-like. NCBI's taxonomy places the organism in Eukaryota, Viridiplantae, Streptophyta, Magnoliopsida, Brassicales, Brassicaceae. The coding region runs from base 1651 to 3885 and encodes 744 amino acids. The record is from RefSeq and is a predicted model, not a curated record. The transcript is spliced from 16 exons.